UUGCCUGCUUGUUGACCGGACUGGAAACGAUACUGAGGCGAAAAUAAGAGCUGAGGCAGACUACUGCCCGUGCACCGCGUAGGCUAAUAGCGACUCAUUCCCAAAUUCAACAUGCUGACGGGGUGUUAGCUUUUAUGAUUGGUCGCUGGCUUUGCAUUUCACAUUACAGAGGACGCGAGAAACGUAUCUGUUGAAGUCGCUGCUCCGGACCUCUGUUGUCAGGUAGUCUCCAUAAAACAGCUGACAAAGGAUGGAAUUCAAACAUCUAGUUGAUAUAGCCGAGAAAUGGUCUUCCGGGAACCCGUUUGAUCUCAUAGCGACAGAGGAGACGAAUGAGAGGCGGUUGGAUUUCUAUGCAGAACCGGGACUGUCGUUCUAUGUCCUGUGUCCAGACAUGAAUGGUGGUGCUGACAAUUUUCAUGUGUGGAGUGAAAGUGAGGACUGUUUGCCCUUCCUGCAACUGGCCCAGGACUACAUCUCCUCAUGUGGGAAGAAAACCCUGUUGGAGAUACUGAACAAGGUGUUCAGAUCCUUCAGGCCACUCCUGGGUCUUCCUGACACUGAUGAUGACACCUUCGCAGAUCGCCAUGCAGACAUGGAGGAGGAGCCUGAGGCUGAACACCAACAGAUGGGUGUCAGCCAGCAGUGAUGGCCCAAUCCUCUGUGGCCCCAAUUCUCGGCAGGGCAAUGCUCCAUAUAUACCACUUCCUAUGCCUGCAUGCAUCCUCACAAAGGAAUGCCUGCUUGAACUGCAUCCACAUUGACCUUUUAACUCUGAACUGCAACAGUUUUGAGUAAUUGGGCCUCAGUCAGCUUCUUCCUCAGCUCCUUAAAUACACACAAGCCUUGUUGAUCAGGGGACAGUCAUUAGAUUGAUGCAUCCUUUUUCAUUUACUGAUUUUCAGACAAUGUACUGGGAGUUAUUCAUUGUCAGGGGUGUUAGAUAUGUCAGGAUGCUACUUGUUCUGAUUUCAGUUUGUCUUAAAUGGUCAAUAAGUAUGACACUGGCAGAACUGGAUUCUGAUUGGUGCUAGCCCGGCUUGAUCAUUGAUUGCUUUACUGAGUUUCUGUGAACCACGUUCCAGAACAUGCUGAAUGAAAAUAAAAAUGUCAUAAAAAUGUUGUAGACCCAACAUGGAGAUAGAAAGAAAUGGAGAGAGGUGGGGGGGGGGAUGAUGGGGGCAUCCUCAUCAUGACUAUAUAAAUUAUAGGUGAAUAUGGGUAAGAUUUAUGUUGCAAUGGGGACCAGUGGUGUGCACUGCCACAGUAGUGAAGUAAAGUAUCCAGUAUAUAUAUUAUAUAUUUACUGACAAAUUGAUCAAAGGCAAUACAGAAUAUCCAUGCAUCAUUGAUUUAAGUAACUGAAGAAAAUUCCUUUAAAUUCAGCCUCAGUCUGUAUAAUAUACCUUACAUGUAUAAACAGCGAAUAUGAUUCCCUCAGUGUGUGCACUGACUUAAAUGGAAAAUAACAAAAAGUUAAAAUCUUUGUAGGAUCUACAAAGUAACAGAGAGAUUCUUCUUUAACCUGUUUGACUGCUAAGCCAUUUCCUGACAACACUGGGUAGCAAAAUUAAAACUAUUGCACAAAAACAUGAAUCAAGCACUCCUCAAAGAGAUGUGCACCUUGACUAAAACAUUUAAAGGAAACAUCCACAGAGAAAAAAGGACUUGAAAUAUCUUUUUUUCUUUUUCUUUUAAAAGGCUGAUGCCUUUGUUUGUAAAUUCAGUGGCACAGUGAAGUAUUCAUCGCUGGCUUUCUCUCUCCCUUUGUGAAGUAGUUUUGACUCUUUUUAUGAUUCCUCCCUGUUUGCUCCCAAUUAUCAAUGUUCAAAUUGUGAAAUUCUUACAUAAUUCUGUGCUUAAAUGCAUUUUUACACAAUCCAACCUUGGCUCACUAUUCACUUAGUUUUCAGUCUUUUUAUUUUAUACAAAUGAUUUAUUUUCAGUGACCAGAUGUCUACAUUUCAGCAUAUAGCACUGCUGAUUUCAGCUGUAGGACUAUCAAUUAACCUGUAAAAUGUAACCUCUUUUUUUAAAGGCAAUCAUUUGCCACUGUACAUUUACAGAAAUGAAAAGCAUUUGUUGUCUUAGAGCUGAUAUUAUUAAAGUUAUUUCAAUUAA
Molecule: messenger RNA, 2121 nt
Organism: Conger conger (European conger)
Lineage: Eukaryota; Metazoa; Chordata; Actinopteri; Anguilliformes; Congridae
Product: maturin-like
Exons: 3
Coding region: 251-649 (132 amino acids)
Biological process (GO): regulation of signaling; positive regulation of megakaryocyte differentiation
Cellular component (GO): cytoplasm
Source: RefSeq, a predicted model, not a curated record